Molecule: messenger RNA, 5584 nt
Organism: Oppiella nova
Lineage: Eukaryota; Metazoa; Arthropoda; Arachnida; Sarcoptiformes; Oppiidae
Source: the annotation of a GenBank genome assembly
AGCAUAGACAUAGUGGACGGUAAGGUGAAGCUAAUAUGCGGUGUGAUGUGGACACUGGUCCUCCACUACAGCAUAUCGAUGCCGAUGUGGGAGGGGGAGGACGAGUCGAUGUAUAAGGAGAAGGGCGGACCCACUCCUAAACAACGCCUCCUGAAGUGGAUCCAAAACAAGGUGCCGGAAGUGCCCAUCAAUAACUUCACCACAGACUGGAAUAAUGGCAAAGCUAUCGGCGCUCUCGUCGACGCCUGUGCUCCGGGAUUGUGUCCCGAUUGGGAGCGCUGGGACCCGAAGGAUGCCCUCAAAAACGCGACCGAAGCCAUGAAAAUAGCCGAACAGUUCCUGAGUGUCCCGCAACUGGUGGCGCCCGAGGAGCUCACCAAUCCCAAGGUGGAUGAGCUGUCCAUGAUGACGUACCUGGCUCAGUUCCCAAACGCCAAGUUGAAGGACAACGCCCCCACCCGCCCCCGACACAACCCGAAGCGAGUGCGGUGUUACGGACCGGGAGUACAGCCGACGGGCGUGAAUGUGGGCGCGAAGACCAGCUUCACAGUCGACUCGUUUAGCGCCGGACAGGGAGACGUCAAGGUCUUCCUACAGGACCCGAGUGGCAAACAGACACCUGUGGAGGUCAAGUUUAAUGACGACCCUGGUAAGACAUACACGUGCUCCUAUACAGCCAACCAGGAGGGCCCCCAUAAGGUGAUCGUCAAGUUCUCGGGGGUAGAGGUGCCGAAGUCUCCCUUCGAUGUGGAGGUGAAGGGCGUGGCGGGUGACCCCUCUAAGGUGAAGUGCGACGGCCCCGGCAUUAGGCCCACGGGACUCAAAGUGGGAACGCCUACAGAAUUCAACAUUGACACUCAUGAGGCCGGUGUGGGUCAGGUAGACGUGACGGUGAUCGACCCGAAAGGGAAGUCCAACUCUGUGCCCAUACGGGUGCGUCAGUUGGACGACGACCCGACAAAAUUCAAGUGCGAAUACGCGCCCCAAUUGGAGGGCCCCCACAAAGUGGAGGUGUCUUUCGCGGGCAAACCCGUACCCAACUCUCCCUUCAACGUGAAGGUGGCGCCGGCGUGUAAUGCCGAGAAAGUGCGAGCCUUGGGUCGGGGUCUACAGCCCACCGGCAUUCGGGUCAACGACAACGCAGAGUUCAAAGUGUUUACGGAGGGCGCGGGCGCCGGCACUCCGGAGGUGAAAGUGUUGGGACCGGACGGCCAGCCUAUCAAGUGUUCGCUGCGGAAACUGCCGGACGGCGUGACCUACGACUGCAGCUAUAAACCGUUGAAAGAGGGCCGGUAUGUGGUUGUCGUGAACUUCGCCGGACAGGAGAUAUUCCAGUCUCCCUAUGAGGUACAGGUAUCGCCCGUCAAGGAGUCUAAGAUCGUGGCGUACGGGCCCGGACUGAAGGGAGGUGUGGUCGGACACCCGGCCCGGUUCACUGUGGACACCAAUGGCGAGAUGGGAACGUUAGGUUUCUCGGUGGAGGGCCCCUCCUAUGCCAAGAUUGAGUGCCGCGAUAACGGCGACGGGUCGGCCGAAGUGGAGUACCACCCGUCGGCUCCGGGCGAGUACGCCGUUCACGUGACCUGCGAUGGAGAGGACAUACCCAACAGCCCAUACAUGCCGAUGAUUAUACCGAAGACCGACUACAAUCCCGACGCUGUCGUGGCGUCCGGACCCGGAUUGGAGCCCAAGGGUGUGGUGAUUGUGACCCCCACCGAGUUUACGGUCGACACCCGUAAGGCGGGUAAAGCGCCGUUAGACGUGUCGGUCAUGAAUAACGCCGACUAUAAGGAUCUGGACGUCAAACUGACCGACAAUAAGGACGGCACGUUUAAGGCACAGUAUAAGCCGGAUAAGUUGGGCAAACAUACGGUUCACGUCAACUAUGGCGGUGUAGCCGUCCCUAAGAGCCCCUUCCGGGUCAGUGUCGGUGGCGUUCCCGACGCGGCUAAGGUGAAAGUGUCAGGGCCAGGCGUGUCAAAGGGUGUUAAGCCAAAGCAGCCCACGUAUUACAUAGUGGACACCAGACAGGCAGGGGGUGGAGGACUGGCGACCACUGUUAAGGACGAAAAGGGAAAGGACGUACCCGUCCAGAUCACCGAUCACCAGGAUGGUCAGUACACCUGCGAAUACACGGCACCGGCACCCGGCAAAUACAAAGUGAACACUACAUUCGCUGGUAGGCCUGUGCCCGGGUCACCCGUUGAGCUUAACGUCACCCCACCCGCCGAUGUGUCCAAAGUCAAAGUGGACGGACUCGAGACAAUGGUACUCAUCGACACAAUCAGGCAAUUCCGCGUACGGGUCGACCCAAGAGACAACCACAGCCAACCUACCAGUGCCCUCGAUUCGGACGAGUUAUCUGUGAUAAUAAGCACACCUGACGGACAGUCAUUCCUCCCGGCAAUCAUUCCUGAAACCGACCAACAAAGCGCCGGCUGUUUCCUAAUAAACUAUGUGCCCAACCAAGUGGGAGAUUAUGUGAUAACUGUGCUCUGGAACAGCAUAUACAUACCGGGCUCACCAUUCCGUGUCCGCGCGUACGGCCGCCGGGAUGUGAGCCNCAUUCCUGCCGACAAUCAUUCCCGAAACCGACCAACAAAGCGCUGGCUCAUAUACAUACCGGGCUCACCAUUCCGUGUCCGCGCGUACGGCCGCCGGGAUGUGAGCCAACUAAUCCGAGCUUACGGGCCGGGCCUAACUCACGGAACCAUUAGAAAAGUGGCCCAGUUCAUUAUAGACACUAAGAACGUACCCUUUGACUCCCCGCCCAUCGGAGGGCUAUCUGUCGUUAUUGACGGCCCGUCGCGGGCUUUGAUUGACUGCAGGGAUAACGGGGACGGGAGCUGUUCGGUGGCAUACCUGACCACUAGGCCGGGCAGGUACACGGUUCACGUUACCUCCGACGGCCACCAUAUCACUGGCUCACCAUUUACGUCAAUAAUGGGCACCGGAGUCACUUUGAAACAAAUACGGGUCUACGGUAUCGACGCGGACCAGUUCGUCAACUGUAUCAACUCAUUCAAUGUGAACGCCUCGGCCGUGGAUAAGGCGGGCGACGGAACGGUAGAGCCAACCAUAACGGGCCCCACCGGCAAGAAAGUGAGCUCUCAUGUCAAGAAUAAUAACGACGGCACCUAUAAAGUGACCUACAUACUUCCCGAUGAGGGCGACUAUAAGUUUGAUGUCAAGUUUGACGGUCAGCCCAUUCCCGGUGCGUCACCGGUAGCCGUGAAGGCCACCCACGGGGCCGACCCCAAGCGCGUGAAGGUGUACGGCCCCGGCAUUGAGAAGGGGUUCGUCCAUCAGCCCAAUCAGUUCACUAUUGAGACCAUAAACGCCGGUAACGGAGGUAUAGGGCUGUCAGUGGAGGGCCCCACCGAAGCUAAGGUCACUUGUAAGGAUAACCGGGACGGCACCUGUUUGGUAGAGUAUGUGCCCGAUGAGGGCGGCACUUACGACGUUGCCAUCAAGUUUGCCGAUCAAAAUGUACCUGGCAGUGUAUUCAAAGUACCGGUGCAAUCGGAAGUGGACUCCUCUAAAGUGACGGCUACCGGACCGGGCGUCGAUCCUAAUAAUUGUCGGGCGGCGCCUACACUACCCUUCAAAGUGAACGCCAAGCGGUCAGCUAAGGCGCCCCUCGAGGUAGAGGUGACGGGAGAUAAGGGACCCAUCGCUCAGAAACCGGAAGUGACGGACAAUAAGGACGGCACGUAUAGCGUGUCAUACGUACCGCCUCCUGAGGGCAGUAAAUGCGAUGUGAGUGUGAAGUACGGCGGCAAAGAUAUUCAGGGCAGUCCAUUUAAGAUGAAAGUGAAGAAGAAGUCGGAGCCGAAGAACGUGAAGCUCUCGGGUCCGGGUCUGGACAAGAAGGUGACCGCAUCCCUGCCCCAGGAGUUCACAGUGGACGCCAAGAGCGCCGGUCUCGGGGAACUGGACGUCCAGAUCCUGGGGCCCGACAAGAAGGCCAUGAAGUACUGGAAGACCGACUUCCACGACGGCACCUAUAAAAUCAGGUACUUGCCAGAGGAUGUCGGUGAGCACCAAAUAUCCGUCAAAUACGACGGUCAGGAGGUGUGUCCACCCAUUUCGGUGCAAAGCGAGCCCACGGGAGACGUGAAUAAAAUUCAAAUUAAAGGCAAAUUCAAAGACAAAUUGGCGCCGAAUGAAGAAUAUUGUGUAACCAUUGCGGCGGAUAAGGCGGGAGGCAAUGGAGACGUGACCUGUCGGGUGACCCGAACCCAGUCCUCAUCUGAGGUGUCCGAGUCGUCGACCGAGAGGUAUGAGACGACACCGGACGGCGGCACCAGAAUUAUUAAGACCACCAAAAAGGAGACCAAAACGGCCACCAGUCGCGAAGUGGCCGAUAAUAUUGACUGCAAGGUUGUGCCCAACGGCGACGGCACCUACAGUAUCAAGUAUAAAGUCCAGGAGCCCGGCGACUACACCAUCGAAGUGAAAUACGGCGGACAAGUCAUACCUAACGGUGUAUUCAAUUUUACGGUGAGUUAAGCGAUAAUUGAGGCCUUAUUUAGUCGGGAAAUGUAUGCGUUUUUCGGACACAAAUAUGUCUUUAAUUAUGAUUUUAAUUAUAAAUACAUUUUUGGAAAUAUAUUUAUUACGAUUAGCUUGCUAAUUGAUUAGUGAUAACCGCAUGCGAAUACAAUUAUAUUCUUUAAAGAAUAUUCUGUGUAUUACUCACAUAAAGCGCUUUUAUAUAUGAUUUUUAUAUAAUAUUUUAAUGAUGCCAUUAAUUGCUUGCGUUUUGAAAACUUUUUUAAUCCCAUUUUGCCAUUAAUUUGUUUGCUUUGAAACUCGGAUUAGAUUUUUGUGAAUCAUUUUUAAUUCAUUUAGAAAUAUGUGUUUGAUUUUGUCAUUUAGAUGUCUGACUGAUUGACUGACUGACUGUCCCCCUGGUGUGAGGGGGAAUGGGGUGUCAGUAGUAACCCGUAGCUGAUAAUCAAACUUAUAAUUAUAAAUACACUCAAUGUUUUUAACACGUGUUGUAUGACUGCCAACGACUACUUAUUUUACUGAUAAUUACCAUUAAUUCAAAUGUGAUGCUAUUAGUGUGCUAUUCGUGUAGUAUUUACUCAUAUUUGCCUAAUUGACACAAAAUAUAUCGUUUGAAAAUCUAUAACAAAAAUAUUUUGUAACAAAUCUCUACGAAAACUCAAUCCAUAAGUGAGUUUGUAAUUCAAAACUAAUUAUAUUUUCUCUCGGAAAACAACUUUUUGUUUCUAACGUUAUGUUUGCUUUUUAUUGACAUAAAAGCAUUCAAUUAAUGCCUGACUUUUGCCAACAAAAUACUCAUUUAUAUUCACAAAACAAAUUAUAAAUAAAUAAAUAGGAAAAACUUUUUUAUUAAGUUUAUUUGUUUUUGAAAAACGCAAAAGUUUUAUAAAAACUAAUUAAAUGCUUACGAAAAUUAUGUUCAAAGCUAUGGCACUAUAAAUACAAAUUUAUUCAAUUAUAAUUAUAUAAUUUUACACUAAAAAUUAUUAAUUACUUUAAAUUCUUACCCAAAGAAUAUUCUGUCACUUAAUAUAUCGCCAAUUAAUUCAUGAAAUAAUACACGUUUUAA